AAUUCUGAGGAUGUCCGAUGCAAAUGCAUCUGCCCCCCUUACAAAGACCAUUCGGGCCAUAUUUACAAUAAAAAUGUUUCACAGAAAGACUGUGACUGUCUUCAUGUGGUUGAGCCCAUGCCUGUCCCUGGACCUGAUGUAGAAGCAUACUGUUUACGUUGCGAAUGCAAAUAUGAAGAGAGAAGCUCUGUCACAAUUAAGGUUACAAUCAUCAUAUACCUGUCUAUUUUGGGCUUACUUCUUCUGUACAUGGUGUACCUUACGCUGGUGGAACCUAUACUGAAGAGACGUCUCUUUGGACAUUCGCAGCUCAUCCAAAGUGAUGAGGACAUUGGGGAUCACCAGCCUUUUGCGAAUGCUCACGAUGUGCUGGCUCGUUCUCGGAGCCGUGCUAAUGUAUUGAACAAAGUGGAGUAUGCCCAGCAGCGCUGGAAGUUACAGGUCCAAGAGCAACGCAAAUCUGUCUUUGACCGUCAUGUUGUGCUGAGUUAAUUGUGUCUCAGUAAAAUAACUCCAGGGCAGUAAAGUGGACUGAUUGAAAGAGCUGACAUGUCUUCCUGAUCCUGCCAAUUCAGAAGG
Eurypyga helias (sunbittern) is the source of this 579-nucleotide messenger RNA. It is a transcript of the gene TMEM9B, whose product is annotated as TMEM9 domain family, member B. The annotation marks the transcript as partial. Gene Ontology annotation, biological process: positive regulation of canonical NF-kappaB signal transduction. NCBI's taxonomy places the organism in Eukaryota, Metazoa, Chordata, Aves, Eurypygiformes, Eurypygidae. Gene Ontology annotation, cellular component: lysosomal membrane. The record is from RefSeq and is a predicted model, not a curated record. The transcript has 4 exons.